Molecule: messenger RNA, 2367 nt
Organism: Prosopis cineraria
Lineage: Eukaryota; Viridiplantae; Streptophyta; Magnoliopsida; Fabales; Fabaceae
Exons: 4
Coding region: 291-1736 (481 amino acids)
Source: RefSeq, a predicted model, not a curated record
CAUUUGAAGAAAGUUCAUUCGCAAAUUGUUCGCUCUUCGCGCAUUUCCUCAAUUACCAUUUGGAGCUUGUAAAGGGCACAAGGCAUCUGAAUCUGAUCCACACGGCACCCAUUUUUGCAAUGGAAUAUUUACAAAAUGAAAAGGACUGACAAAAGAAGGUUUGGGUAACUUUUUAGUCUGUAUAAGAAGUUUGGCGUGUUGCAGUUAUCUGAACUAAGGUGUAGGACUUCUCAGCCAGGAAAAAAAAGAAGAAGAAAAGAAUUAAGUUGUAGGACUUAGGAGACAGAGUGAUGGAUUCCAUGGGAGGCGGUGGUCUGCCAUCACUGGGUUGUAUCAAGCUUACUGACCUAGUUCCUUCGGAAGGCUUGCCUUCUGAUGCCUAUAAAAGGUCUGUUUCAACUUUGUCACAAUCACUGGCUCAGUUUUCGGCAGCCAUCAUCCAGUUUCCGGCUAGUGAUGGGGCUCUUUUAAGGUCAGGUUUGGGAUCUGCUCGUCUUUAUUUCCAUCAAAGGGAGUCAUAUCCACCUGCAGAUGUAAUCCAUACUAAUGAGUCUCGCGAGUGGUGCAAGACAUCUGGUUAUUAUGCAGAUCCUCAUUUGUGGCAAGAGACCUAUGACUAUAGACCAGGGUUGACUUCCCCAGAACCAAACAACUCAAUUGAGUUCCCUCCCUCAGGUUUGCCAGACAUGUUUGCUUUAUUUGGAAGAGCAGCGAGGGUUAUUCUUGAUGCCAUUAGUUUUCAUUUGAAUUUGCGCAGCUCUCCAUUUACUGAAAUACUAGAUAAUGUUCCCCUUAGGAAUAGAGAGGUUUCAUCUUCAGUCUUAUCUGUAUGCUGUCAAGCAAGGCCAUCAUUUCAGGGGCCACAACACCACAACAUAACCACUCAAGAGGAUGGCCAAUUGGUAAUGCAUCCUGAUCAUGAUCACCAAGUUGAUAAAAGCUUGAUAUCUCUUGUUAAGUCAGACAAGGUAGGCUUAUAUGUAAGAGACUUUCAAGGUCGUUGGAUUCUUGUGGAUGGAGACCUCGGACCUCAAGAUGCUGUUGUCUAUCCUGGGCUUGCUCUCUAUCAGGCUACUGCAGGUUAUGUGAAUCCUGCAGUGCACAAAACUGAGGUCAAUAUGGAGGGAAAUAUUUUUGGGCGUUGUUCCUUAGCAUUUAAACUCAUGCCUAAAUCUAUGGCCAGUCUUAAUUGUUCAGAGAUGAGGGCUGCAGGUCAUGGAGUUGAAUCACAGUUCCAGCUUCCUGUUCCUGUGGAUGACUUUAUGCAAAGAUCUCACCCAACUGAUCAUCUCCUUAACAGAAAUGGUUUCCAGUGCUUCUAUUUUCCACCAAACCAUGAUGGAUCUAUGAAAACGUUGAUGCGGAGGAGGAAGCAAAAUACAAAAAGUAAACCUCUGCCUCCUUCCAAGAGAUUAAGGCUUGAGGCACAGAGAGUAUUGAAAGAAAGGGUUCAGGAUAUUGCAGAUAAGAAAGGAAUCAAGCUCCGGUUCUGCAAUUUGAAGGAAUGUGAAAGUCACAUUCACACCAUUGAUAGCCCAUGUGCCAAUAUACGGAUGGAGAUAGGUUGGCCACCUGGAGUGCCAUUUGUCCAUCCCCAUGAUCUACCUAAUAAGGCAAAGCUUGGUUUUCUUGAAGCAUAUGAACCUGGUUGGACAUUGGCCCAUCAUAACCCGGACAGGCUAGUCAACACUCGGCUAAUUUUAACUGUAACUCUCUUUUUGAAUCAGUCUCCCUGAUUUUCCCCAUGUCGUCAACCAUUGAUCACAGUGUGAAGGUCUUGUGUGGGUAAGUUUUUAGUUCCCAGUGGAACCUGGUGAACUUGUCACUGAAUUGCCUUGAAUCUUAAUGGCUGCUCUUUCUGGAUGCGGCCUUCCUUCACUGUGCAGCUUUCGCAGCUGAUGCAAAGAAAGACGAUGCAUUUACUGCGUUAAACUCAGACAUGUUAUGCCUUGUUUUAGUAUAAACUCAACUGGCGGAAGGUUAGAGGUCCUGACCCAGGAUGAAGGAAGAGCAGAAUCAUCUGAACUUGAACGGCAACUAGUUGGCAAUAAUUCUAUCAAGUAUCUUGUAUAAAUAGAAGAGCUACGAGCUUUUGUCAUACUACAUUUUGCCACAGCAAGAGAGAAAAAAAAUGCAUGAAUCGCCAUAGUUCUUCUGAAGAAGCUUUGGAAUUUUUAUCGGGUCUGCCCCAACCCACGUUUGUUGUUUCCUCUCAUUCUUGAGUAAUUCUGAAAGAAAGUAAUGAAUUCUCAAUGUGUGUAUCAACAUGUACAAUAACAAUCUGCUGAAAGCAUCAAUUACAGCCCCUUCCCUCCUGUUAUUUUUAAGUAAAAAUUAAUUUUGGCGCAAUGCUAUCUGAAGCUGCAA